Aspergillus lentulus is the source of this 513-nucleotide messenger RNA. RefSeq names its product EXPERA domain-containing protein. NCBI's taxonomy places the organism in Eukaryota, Fungi, Ascomycota, Eurotiomycetes, Eurotiales, Aspergillaceae. Gene Ontology annotation, cellular component: endoplasmic reticulum. The record is from RefSeq and is a predicted model, not a curated record.
AUGCCAUCCCCACCAGCCUCCGCCUCCAUCUGGAGCCGGAAACGCGACCUCGUCUAUCUCAUCUUCUUCAUCAUCCACAUCCCAACAAUCUUCAUGGUCGACGCCGUCCCCCUCCUCCCAACCGCCCUCCAAACAAACCUCGCGCACCAAAUCCGCGCCUUCUACGUCUCCUCCUACAACGACAAGUUCUUCGCCGAGGCCCCUCCUCCCUGGUUCACCGCGUUCAUCGCAAUGGAGCUCUUCUACCACGCCCCGCUGAGCAUCUGGGCCAUCCCGGCUUUGAUCCGCGAUAACGCUAUGGUUCCGGUGCAUCUGCUUGCGUUCGGCGUGCAGGCGUUCGUGACGAGUUUGGCGUGUCUGGUGCAGGUGUGGAGCUGGGAGGAUCGCACUGUUGCGCAGAAGAGGAGUAUUACGAUGUUGUAUGGGCCUUAUGUUGCUUUGGGGGCGUUUAUGACGCUGGAUAUGGUCUUUAGACUCAGGGGGAGGUUAGUGGGGAAGAGGAAGCUGGCGUAG